AUUUAAGUAAAUAUAUCAGUGUGUUUAAAAAGAUUGAAGAAAAUAAUUAUAUACUAAAAUGACUAUUACUUAUACUAGUGAGGUGACUACAAGUAAAGGAAUAAGUUGUUUUUUAAAAUUACUAUUAAGAUGGAAAGGUAGUAUAUACAAAAUAGUAUGGGCAGAUUUACUCAUAUUUCUACUUAUAUAUUACUCCCUGGCAUGCUCAUAUGUUUUUUGCCCUGAUGAAUUGUACAAAGAGUACUUCACAAAAGCAGUAAAAUACUGCAGAGAAUAUGGCAGUAUGAUCCCACUAAGUUUUGUACUCGGUUUCUAUGUAUCUUUGGUGAUGACAAGAUGGUGGAGCCAGUACUCAACCAUACCCUUCCCCGACAAUCUUGCCAUUUUAGUGGGGGCUAUAAUCAAAGGACAAAACGAAAGGGCGAGAAUAGUUAGGAGGACUGUGGUCAGAUAUGCGUGUGUUUCUUUCACGAUAACUUUAACGUUAAUGUCGCCAAAAGUUAAAAAACGGUUUCCCACGUUAAAUCAUUUUGUCGAUGCCGGAUUGAUCACGAAGGAGGAAAAACAAAUAAUGCAAGAGUUGGAUACUGAGUACCCAAGCUAUUCAAAAUACUGGCUUCCUCUGGCGUGGGCUACAAGCAUUGUAACCAGAGCAAAACAUGAGGGUUUAAUAUUGGAUAAUGAAACCAUGGUGACAAUUAUAGAAGAACUGAACCUCUUUAGAACUAAAUGCGGCGGCAUGCUUGACUACGAUUGGAUAAGUGUCCCUCUAGUGUACACUCAAGUGGUAACACUGGCUGUGUAUAGUUACUUUGUGACCAGCGUUUUUUCCAAUCAAUAUAUUGAAGGAUUAGACCAGAAUGUUUUAAUUUAUUUUCCCAUAUUACCGGUAUUGGAGUUUUUCUUCUACAUGGGUUGGUUGAAAGUUGCAGAAUCAUUGAUAAAUCCUUAUGGGGAUGACGAUGACGAUUUCGAGGUCAUGUGGAUGAUAGACAGACAUGUUCAAGUUUGCUAUUUAUUGGUUGACAAAAUUCACCAACAGCACCCAAAAUUAAUGAAGGAUGCCUAUUGGGCAGAAACUGCACCAAACAGUUUACCUUAUACAAUAGCAUCACAAAGUUACAUGAAUGGUGGUAGAACUGAAUCCACCAAAAAUAUUACUGUGAAAGCAAAUGAAUUGGAUUUGCUGAUACCAGAUUCAAAGGAUGAGGUUGAAGGAAGAUACAAUAGAAAUUCAACUGCUUUGGAUAGUGUUAGAAAUUUAUUUGGUAGAAAAAGAGUAAGGGGUAUACCAUUAAAAUCAGUAUCACACAAUACUGAUAGACCUGAGAGACUGCAAAACAUACCUGAUCUAAAUGAUUAUCUAGAAUCUGAUAUUACAAAUCCAACCAAAAAUUACGAUAAUUAUUCCGCAGAAUACGAAAAGUUAAAGAAACAGCGCCUAGAAGCACACAAACAAAAAAUCCUAAAAUAUCUGGAACUCAUCAAGAGUAAAGAUUCAGCCGAACAAGAAGAAAUCUUACACAGCAUCAAUUAAUAAAAUACCAUUGUAAAAAUAAAAAUAAAAUAUAUUUCAGUUGCCC
This is a messenger RNA of Brassicogethes aeneus, 1583 nucleotides long. The record is from the annotation of a GenBank genome assembly. Lineage: Eukaryota; Metazoa; Arthropoda; Insecta; Coleoptera; Nitidulidae.